CUCGAUUCUGUCGAUUCGCGCGCGUGUAGUCGACAACACGCCUGCAAACAGCUCCGUGUCUAUGGUCAAACUUUGACAGCUCGCGCAUCUGGCGUUGUCGUAUUUAUACUCGAAUAAACAGAAGUUUCGUCAACUUUUAAUAAAAUAAAAUCAUAAAUCGGAAACUGCUGGGUUGAGGACGAGGACCAGCGUCCCCCAGUCGCGAGUGACAUUCGAUGUAACGGCACCCCAUCCCGUCCGAAAAUACCAUCGUCGAACAGGUGUCUCGAACGAAAUGUGUGCCAGUUCCCAGCGUAAUUAACUGACGGGGGGCGUGAAUAAUACAAAAGUGUAUCGAUCGCUGAGAUAAUCGGUCGCGGGGGACACGGCGUCUCUGCUAAACCGACUCGGUGGGCGCUCGCCCUCCGGUCAAGAACCAGAUAGGACGCUCGAACCGAGUACUGAACUGCCGGCGAUGUUCCACCGGAGAAGUGACACUACCUAGGGAAACAAGAGCAUCACACUGCGCGACCCUCAGUCGGGUGCGCGCUAUGCGGGCGGCAGCAAGGUGAAGGCAGCCGUGGCGAGCAUGCCGCACCAGUUCGGCGGGGCGGGCGCGGGCGCGGGUGCGCUGGCGGGCGGCGCCUCGCCGCCUGCGCAGCACGCGGCGCUAUUCCCGCGAUAUGGCGGCGCAGCAGGUCCUGGCGCCGGUGCCUAUCGUCCAGAAGAACGUCGUCUUACUCGUGAAGCCAUGGAACGCUAUCUCCGCGACCGUUCCGACAUGGUCGUAGUUAUCCUACACGCGAAGGUAGCUCAGAAAUCUUAUGGAAACGAGAAAAGGUUCUUCUGUCCGCCACCGUGUAUCUAUCUGUUUGGAGAUGGUUGGCGACUGCGGCGUGAGCGCAUGCUUCGAGAGGGAGAGACUGAGCAGGCAGCACAGCUGUGUGCAUUUAUUGGCAUUGGUAACUCUGACCAGGACAUGCAGCAGCUGGACCUCAACAAUGGCAAACAGUACUGUGCUGCCAAGACCCUGUACAUAUCUGAUUCUGAUAAGAGAAAGCAUUUUAUGCUGUCGGUGAAGAUGUUUUAUGGUAAUGGGCAUGACAUUGGUAUUUUUAAUAGCAAGAGGAUAAAAGUAAUAUCAAAGCCGUCAAAAAAGAAGCAAUCCCUAAAGAAUGCAGACUUGUGCAUUGCAAGUGGAACAAAGGUAGCUCUGUUUAAUAGGUUGAGGUCACAAACAGUAUCAACGAGGUAUCUGCAUGUGGAGAAUGGUAACUUCCAUGCGUCAUCCACACAAUGGGGAGCGUUCACAAUACACCUGCUGGAUGACAAUGAGAGUGAGUCUGAAGAGUUUGCUGUGAGAGAUGGAUAUGUUCACUAUGGAUCUACUGUGAAGCUAGUAUGCUCCGUAACAGGCAUGGCGCUACCCAGAUUAAUAAUUAGAAAGGUGGAUAAGCAAAUGGCCUUAUUAGAAGCAGAUGACCCAGUAUCCCAACUGCAUAAAUGUGCAUUUUAUAUGAAGGACACGGAACGCAUGUAUUUGUGUCUAUCACAAGAGAGAAUAAUACAAUUUCAAGCUACACCAUGCCCUAAGGAACCUAAUAAGGAGAUGAUCAAUGAUGGAGCUUGCUGGACCAUAAUAUCCACAGAUAAAGCUGAAUACCAAUUUUAUGAGGGCAUGGGACCUGUAAGGUCUCCCGUAACUCCAGUGCCGCUAGUCCACUCACUAAACCUCAAUGGUGGCGGUGACGUAGCAAUGUUGGAGUUGGCUGGUGAUAACUUCACGCCAUCUUUACAAGUGUGGUUCGGUGACGUCGAGGCGGAGACGAUGUACCGCUGUGCUGAGUCCAUGCUCUGCGUCGUACCUGACAUCUCACAGUUCCGAGGACAAUGGCUCUGGGUCCGACAGCCGACGCAGGUGCCGGUGUCGCUGGUGAGGAACGACGGCAUAAUAUACGCGACGGGUCUGACGUUCACGUACACGCCGGAGCCGGGCCCGCGGGCCGCGUGCGCGCCCGUGGACGACGUGAUGCGGCCGGACGCGGCGCCCGCCUGGCACCACGAGCACGGCGCGCACCGCCUGCCCGACAACACGCUGCAAUAGCCCAUGGACUGCAGGCUGGACGACGACAGCCUGCAGUUAUAAACUCACUCGUGGCAACUCUAAAACUGUGUUAUGUGACUCCAAAGAAGCGAGCCGUCUCGUACAACGGACAAGUGACUUUCGCACGAAAGACAUUUGGUGAGUGAUUCAAAGACAUACCUAAUGUAUAAUUUCGAUAGUGCCUAAUGUCUAUUCAUCAUAGCAUGAUCUCUGGCGAGGUUUGUGCUGCACACUGGAUGGACGGGUAAUAUUUUUGAAAAUUGUAUUUUAAGUCGUUCAAAUGAAAUGUAUGCUGUUAGAAAUGGCGUAAAUAUUUUAUUCGCGCAAGCAUGUUGCGUCAGUGACUCGACCUGCUUAUUGAGGCGGUGUCUCCAGGAGGGGGAAUGUACAAUAGAAAAUAUGUAGCUCAUUAGAUUGUGCAAUAUUUAACGAUUUUACUUUUGCGACUGAUUCCAUGAUGACAGAAGCGCACGUGGAUAUACGUACACUCGGUACACUGUACAGGUCUCUCUCGUGGAGAUGUGGCCCUAAUACUGGGUAUCAGAACUCUUUGAGAGCUAAGUUUAACAGAUCAUGUUACGGUCUAUAGAGUGUAGAAAGCUUUAUUAUUAAUGAAAGUGCCACUUUGCGAGGCGAUCGCUUUGCUUGAGAGCUUAGACCGCAAGGCGCCGCAGAAUACUAUGUCAACACGAACGACGUGUGCCUAAAUAUAUCGUAAAACUAUAUGUUUGUAUAUCUACGAGAUUAUUACACCAAAACUAUGAUUAAGGUUAAAAUUCAGCAAUAAAAGCAAGUUGUGACAAGAAAAUAUAAAAUAGAAGAAUUUGUGAUAAAUACUGAGUAGGCUCUACUGUGUUUUGAGACGUGACAAUUGAUUGGUUGCAGCUAUGGAAAUUAUUUUUAUGUUAUUUUUAAGGAUUUAUUUGAAAGUGUUACAAACUGGUAUAGGACUGAUAGACAAGUAGAGCUGUACGUAUGAAUAUGUAAUCUAUUCCGCUGUAUCAAUUAUUCCUGUUGUCACACGGUUAGCGGGUUGAAACUGGGCCAAUAACUCUUGUUAUAAAAUCAAUAACUGCGAUGUUACCUGCGAUACCUUUAUGUUCAUAAUAUCGCUGAUUAAUGGCUGUUUGUCUCAGAAGGUUUUUUUUAUUUCUUCUCCAUAAUAUUGACGAGGCCCACUUACUAUAACAUUCUGAGUAAAGUCGUACAUUGCUUUUGAAUGAAGUAGAAGAUUUUGCAUUUUAUAUUUACGCUGUGCGUGAAAAAAGAUUAGGAAGAAAAAAGAAGAUUAAAAAGAUUAAUCUUAUUUUUUGAACAAUUAAAUAAGAGUAAGGUCUGGCCUAAUUUGCCUAAAGUGAAGAUUUGAUGAGGUACAGUCAAUAGAAAUAUUUUUCUCACAUAUUGAUACUCAGGGGUUUUUGCGCUUAUUUCAACCAGUUAGCUAUAAGCACUGUCCACUACGUCGAUAUAUAUAGAAUAUUUUACUACCUUCUUAAUUCCUAGUCCUAAUAAUGAUUUCACAUUUCUUACCAAUUUUACUCGCCAUUAAAAACGCUUUUGGUAUGCACAACUAGUUUUAAAUUACUCGCAAUAAUUGCCAACAGAGCUCGUCGAAGCAUUGUUUGUAAAAUGUUCUGAUAGGUAAACAGGGAGGUAGUUCCUACUCCGGCAUUUAAUAUACACCAAUAUUAAUAGUUCGUUCAUUGUCAUCGUCAUAUAAAGAGAUCUCUCUGCUCUUAGAUUUGUUUCUUUGGGGCCAAAUAGUUGUAAUAUCCAUGACAAGUCAUUGCGUUUAUACUAUAAUACUAUUCUAACUUUAUAUAAGUUUACGUUUGUUUGGGUAAAGGAAAAUGAACUCUACGAGAUUUAUUUUAAGAGUGAUUUUAAUGUAAUUGGUUUGUAUAAAUUAAGUAGAUAUCCUAGAUGAUUAGUUAGUUACAAAUUGAGUUAGAAAAGAGCCAAAUAAGUCCUUUUAUCUCAGAAUACUUGGUGAAGUAUUUGUUUCUUUACAUUGCUUUAGUUGUUUACGUACCGACUAUGUUUGCUUCUGUGCCCGCAAGUCAAUCGGUCUCAAUGUGUAUGCACAAUUUAUCUAAUCAACUACACUUGGUUGACGAUUAUAAUAAAAUUCAUUAAAGACACCGAGUGUGUCGUUGUACGUAUGUAUAUUUACGGAGAUUUUAAACGAACAAUACAUGUAGUUUUAGCUAGCAUUAGUCCAUAGCACUGCAUGAGCUCUGCACAUCGGACGCGAUGCGACGCGAGUCGGACACAGAUUAUUUUAUUAUUUGUUGUGUAAAACUCUUCGCACACACGAUGUCCUCGUCACGUGCACGUCGCGCUCGAUGUGCAGACCUCGCAAAUAAUUAAAUGAUAACAAAAUGAAAUUAUAAAUUUUACAAAUUCUAUUUAUUUUAUGCCAAUAUAAUUUCUUUCGAGAAAUGUAUUGUUUUUUGAAAACGGAUUUGAUGUGUAUUUUUAAUAAAAACGUGUGAUUUCGAACAUUCCAUGUGGAAAGUGUAAUAAGAAGUACAAAAAAUAUCAAUAUUUUUGUAGCAAAACAUUGAAUUACGAUAUAAUCUUAUGGAAUUGGUAAAGUUACAGUAUUACAAGGAAAUUAGUAUUAAACGCGAUGAAUAGACAGUAAUAAUGUCGUCAAUUUUGUAAAACGAUAAGUAAAUGAUUUGUCAUUUAAAAACUGUUUACUCCUUUUUAUCAUUUUACAUUUGGUAUUUCUAUAUUUGGAAAUGGUCAUAUUUAAGCGGUUACUGCUCGGAUGCGACAUUGCGAGCCGGGUGUACAAACUGUACAAAGCGUGUACAACAAAUGAUAAAGGAGCAGUGAUUCUGAAAUAUGAAUAAAUAUUUUUUAAUAAAAACUGAAUUUAAUUAA
This is a messenger RNA of Spodoptera litura, 4975 nucleotides long. It is a transcript of the gene Su(H), whose product is annotated as recombining binding protein suppressor of hairless. The record is from RefSeq and is a predicted model, not a curated record. Lineage: Eukaryota; Metazoa; Arthropoda; Insecta; Lepidoptera; Noctuidae. Gene Ontology annotation, molecular function: DNA-binding transcription activator activity, RNA polymerase II-specific; RNA polymerase II cis-regulatory region sequence-specific DNA binding. Gene Ontology annotation, biological process: regulation of transcription by RNA polymerase II. Gene Ontology annotation, cellular component: nucleus.